UAUUCAUAAAAAUAGUCACAGCAGAAUUUCAGAGGGCUAUUGUCUUAACUUGUGUAUAUGUGUGUGUAAAACAGACUGCUAAAUUUGAACAAAUAAAGAAAAAAAUGUUUUUUUUUAUGUGAUCAAUGUUGUUUCCACUGAAUUUUAGUGAGUAUAUAACAUUCUGUAGUGAAGAUUUGGUGAUAUUUGUACAGUGAAAACACAGUAAUAAGGUAAAAGGGAAAAAAGCAAAGAGUGAGAGAUGGGGGAGGGAGGAGGAAAAGAAAAGAGUCAGAAUGAGUGCGUGAAAGCGAAAAGGCAAAGGCUAGACUAGAGGGAGCACAAGAGAAAGGGACUAGGGAAAAAUUUGUGUGUGAGAAAGCGAGAGGAGGGGAGUCAACACCAGUGUGUGUGUGAGUGUGAGUGAGAGAGAGAGAGAGAGAGAGAGAGAGAGAGAGAGAGAGAGAGCAAGCAGCAGGGGGAGGAGAGCAAAGCAGCAGUGGCAGCGCUGCAUCAUCAUUACUGCCACCACAGCAGCGAGGAGAGGCAGUUUGAAGGCUGCCUCCCUGAUAUCUCCCUCUGUCUCUCUCAUGCACACACACACACACACACACACACACACACACACACACACACACACACACACGUUUGUGGACGCACACUCGCUCACUUUACACACAGUGGAAGACAGCUUUUUACAGUGAGGAGAUCCUGGUGACGUUAUCCAUCACCUCUGGAUGUUUGCCUGCCUGCCUGUGUCCGUCCGUCUCUAGGACUCGUCCUGCUCCAGAGGCUGUGGGUGUCUGCCACAGGACCAUGGACGAGGCUGCCACUUCAAGAUCUGAUGCCGCUUGUUUGGACUCUCCCCCUUUUGUUUGCUGAGACAGCUGCCGCUGUCGGCAUGGAGGAGUGUUAACAACGAAUCUGCUGGGAAAUUUUGGCAUUGUUUUUACCUCCCUUUUUCUUUGCUGGCACUGAAAGAGCAGAAGUGGAUGCCUGGAUUUUUUGGUGGCUGCGUGCCGGAGCAGAGUGCUUACCUCAGGUUUUGCAGUCGAGGGGGGAUAUGGUAAACAGCUGCAAGGGGAGGACAGUUUGCACUGCAGCAUUAGACUGGCAUCUCCUGCUCAGGGUCGGGGAUCCUUUUUGACUCUCGAGGUUGCAAACAUGCACAUAUAUCACAUCCAGCAGCAACAGAAGCAGCAACAGUCGUAGAGCCUGGCUGUACUUUUGCAUACACUGAUGAAUAACUGCUUCUUGAAGACAGGCUCCGUUAGGGGGAAAAGAUGCUGAUUUAAGAAGAACAAGAGGCACAAUUUUGUUUUUGGAUCGGAAGACGCAAUGGGCAACUUCAUGAUUAAGAUAGAGACUUGGGUGACAGGAUGACCACUGCGUUGAGCUGAAGCUGCCCCCCGUCCCUUCUCCAGUCCAAACAUGAACUCUUCUUCUGAUGUGAACCAAAGUGGUUCUCCCCCGUUCUGCCUGCUGGGUGCCGUGGGAUACUCCCAUAAGCUGGAUACCUGCGUGCUGGAGGUGGUCGUCAUCCUCUUCCUCACUGUGCUAAUCAUCGCCGGCAACCUGGUGGUGAUCUUCGUAUUCCACUGUGCCCCACUGCUGCACCACCACACCACCAGCCACUUCAUCCAGACUAUGGCCUAUGCCGACCUGCUGGUGGGCGUCAGCUGCCUGGUGCCCUCGCUGUCCCUCCUCCACUAUCUUCGGGGCCUGAAUGAGGAGCUCACCUGCAAGGCGUUUGGCUAUAUGGUUUCUGUCCUGAAGAGCGUCUCCAUGGCAUCGCUAGCGUGCAUCAGCGUGGACCGCUACAUAGCCAUCACCCGCCCGCUGUCGUACGCCACGCUGGUGACGCCAUGCCGGCUUAGGGUGUGCAUCGUCCUCAUCUGGGUUUACUCUGCUUUGAUCUUUCUGCCGUCCUUCUUCGGCUGGGGGAAGCCUGGUUACCACGGGGACAUAUUUCAGUGGUGCGCAGACUCCUGGAAGACCAACCCGGGGUUCAGCACCUUCAUUGUGGGGCUGCUCUACGCACCAGCAGCGCUCACCGUCUGCUUCACCUACGGGAGUAUAUUCAGGAUCUGCCGGCAGCACACGCGAGAGAUCACCCAGCGCCACGCCCGCUUCAGCUCGCAGACCGAGGGCGAUAAAGGUGACCAGCGGUGCGAGGGCUGCCCAGACAAACGCUACGCCAUGGUGCUGUUCCGCAUCACCAGUGUGUUCUACGUGCUGUGGAUGCCAUACAUUCUCUACUUCCUCCUGGAGAGCGCUGGGCUGUAUCACCAGAAGGUGGCAUCCUUCCUGACCACAUGGUUGGCAAUCAGCAACAGCUUCUGUAACUGUCUCAUCUACAGCCUCUCCAACAGCGUCUUCCGGAAAGGUCUAUGUCGUCUCUUUAGCCCGUUGUUUCCUUCCUGUCUCGGCUGCAUGGAUGCCAAGAAGGCUCCAGCUCCAGUCAGCCCACGACCAGACCCUUGAUGCCAAGUAUGAGUUCCCAUGAUGAUGGACUCGGCUCAGUCACUUUGGCAGCAUCGGCCCUCUGUGUGUGCUUUGCUCUCAGCUGCGUAGCAUGACACAGGUCUUUUUGGUCCCGCAGUGAAAUGUGUUGAGGACCCCCCCCCCCCCCCCAGUACGGAGCACAGAAAGGUGCCCGUGCAGAUGCCUGUCGGUCGUCUCAAAGGCUGAUUUUGUGGAAAAGAAGGCUGUGAAACUCCUUCUAGGUCUUCCUCGAAUGCUCCUCUGUGUGAUGCUGCUCUUUCAAUCAUCACAAGCUGGCGACACGAAGUAAAGUAAAGUUUGAUAUCGAUGGAAAAAGUUGGACUGCGGGGACAAGAUUCAUGUGUGUCAGUCCAGAGGAUUUAAUGAACUCUUUUGUCUGCUCUGACUUAACAACUCCCAGAUGCAAAAAAAAACAAAAAAAAGGACAAAGCACAAUGCGACUUGUGUUGUGCGAUCCACUGAAAUGCAAAUAAUAUUUUAAAUCUUUUCAAGCCUGACUGAAAUAUCUGCAAAUUGUCUUGGUUAUUUCAGGGUAGAAUUAGCAAAAAAAUGUUAAACACUUGAAACACAGUACUGAUCUGUGUCCUUCGGGGGAACUCCAGAUGCUAACGAGUUUAAUGUGUUGUGUGGAAAAUAAUUUACCAAGAAAAUCAUCUGAUAAUCAGCCUGUGUACGUGUGUGUGUGUGUGUGUGUGUGCGUGUGUGAGUUCCAAAUAUGCAUCGGAUGGACUUGAAUCUCAUUUCCCAGAGAAAAGAUUGAAGUUUAGGCAGGAGCUUGUGUGUUUUCUUCUCUAUUGAAGUUAGGUGUUAGUAGGAAGCUCCAAGUAUGUUUACACAGUCUCCGGUUUCAUACAGAAAUGUAGAUUCAAGAUUUCAGCUUUACUUUUGAAAAUGGCUGCUGGCACUUUUACAGCAGAUGGUGUAUCCUCAUCACAGAAACACUCAGUUGUAUUUAUUUGGAGAGUUUUAUUCUCUGUUUGCAUUUCUUCCUCAGGUCGAUCAGCAGUUCUUUUUUAAGCCUCUGGGCUGUUUGCCUUUGAUCUCAGCCAAAACAGUACAUGACUCUUUAAUCACAAGCCACGUAGCGACCUAAGAUAAUCACCUCCUGACUUGUUCUACUGGCGGUGUCUGCAUUGAUAAUGAAUCUGCUGUCUGCCAGGGUCCAUGCGACCUUCCUUGCGAAGAGUGACUUCAUUGUAAUCUGUAACUUUCCUGCUUGUCUCCUUCUGUGGCCCUUCACCUGAUUAGUGCAAAGUGGAAGAGAAGUGCUAACGCCAUGCAAACCUUAGAGAGGAAGAGGGUCUGAGCGCUUUUCUGAGAGCCAGUGACAGCUUGUGGCUUUUUUGCUUCAUGUUAAUAUACUUCAGAGCUAAAAUAUUUAAACAGUGGCUAACUGGAUCCUUUGGGGGAUUUUCGCUGCCCCUGAUGUAAAGUAGCCCUUGAGGAUUACAAACGAUGUUGUGGAUAUAGUUUUGUUUUAUAAGAUAACUUAUUUGUCACAGCCAAGUGGUCUGUCAUGCUGCACUCUGGACAGGACCUGUAUUUUUUCUACAGUGUCUAAAGAAGUGUUUCUUUUUAUACUGCAGGAAAAUAAAUGGCCUUCGGAUUUCAGAUAGUUUGGUUUUAAAGUCACAAUGAAAUGGCAUUUUUGAGAGCGUCUUGCUCCUAAGUGUGACAAGUUAGCAAUUGCAAAUGAAGAGGUAACAAAAACCAAAUUGUACGACACAGUUGUUCAGAAAAAAACAUAAUAAAACUGUACAGCUGGAACCAGACUACAUUUUGAAUGAGUUUGUAUGAAUUCCUUAGAUUCGUUGAAGGUAAAUUUCAAUGCCACAGCAUACGUCAGUGUUUCCAGAGGCAAAACAGCAUUUUAAAUAAGAAUAGAAUUUAUAUCAUAAAUUAAUGCCACAUAAAUGUGUAAAAUCAGCAUGCAAAAUAUACACUAAACUAACUUGUCUAAAAAUGAAAUCACAGUUUCUGCAGUAUGGUGUUGUAAUUUAUUAGUUAAUUUAACAGGAAAAAAAUAAUAGUCAAUAAACAUGGUGGUAAAUGAGCCAGAAUUAGCCAAAAGGCUAAAGAACUUGUUUAUUUACUGCACUUUUAUGAGCCAAGUAAGCAUGAAAGCUAUAUCAAUUUUAAUAAGAUUCUCUUAGCUAGCUUUAGCUUAAGCUACAUUUUUUCCCCUUGUGAAUAUUCCAAAUCACAUUUUUGAUGAACAGACAUAUUUCAUUUCAUCAUCUAUGAAUUUAGACCUGCUAAAAGUUGACUAGCGUAGCUUAGCAGAGUAGCAGAACUGCCAUCUCAGCCUCUGACUGUCGUGGAAUUCACAUUCUUUAUUGUGGUCAAGCUACUUUUAAAUCACCCAUGUAAUGAUAUUAAAUUAAGUAUUAAAGUAUCAUUCCCAUUUCAAGUGGACUGUUACCAAAUAGUGGUUCAUUCAGUUAUUAUGUUUGGUCUGUGCCAAUGAUUUUGGGGCCUACAUCCAAUGUGCCUGUUACACAGUUUCCCAGCCUGAAUAUGUUUUACUCUUUAUUUGUCAACUUCAACUUUUCCAAAGGGCACUCACACACAUUUAGUCAGACACUGUAAUACAUGCAAUUUAAAAACAUAUUCAAGACAUAACAUUUAUAUAUAGAUAUAGAUGUAUAUUCAGUUUUUAACACGAGUACUAUCACUUCACUUCAAAAACGUCCUCAAUAGGCUGAGUUGUGUAGCUGUCAUUUGCAACAUAUUUAAUUUUAGACUUGUGUUAUAUUUCAUUGUGACUUUAAAAACAGCUAUUGGAGAGGAAUUGUUUUACACUUUCCCUCUAGAGAAUCACAUGUCAUCACAAGGGUUAAGGGUUAGAGGUAAGACUACGGUCAGGGUUUAGACUUUAACUGUAGGACAUUUCCGGUGCAUCGGGGGGCACACCAGCUGCUGUCAGGGGGAUCGAAAGUCCCACUGACCCUGAAGCCCCGCAGGAUGUUUUAUUUAUAUAACAUUUUCUAUGUAUGAGUAUGUGUUAUGUAUACAUUAUCUGCCUUGAAAAGGUAAUUUCGUGCAAAGUAUUGACACGUUUGAUCCCUGCUUGAUUCGUUGUAAAAGAUGCUCCUCCGACAGACUUUAACUGCAUGAUUCUGGAUCUAUGUUCCUGUCUCAUGAUGCUACUGAAAGCAGUUCACUGACUGUACUCUUUGUCUUAGUAUCCUUUCUACUGUUGUGUAAUACAGAUGGAUUAUCAUGUUUUUUACGAGGGCCAAGAGUCCCUGGUUGCUAUGGAACAUUUAUGAAAACAAGAAUGACCUGCAGAAAACCUUCUGGCAUGUCUUUAAUCUUCUUCUGAUGCUGCUGACAGGACAAAAUAACGCAAAUCUGCAAAAAGGGAAGUUUUGUAAGAAACUGAAACAAAAACAGAAAAACAUUUGAAAUUGACCUUUUCUCUUUUUUUGCAGUUUUGUGUUAUUUUCCUUUCCAGCAGAGCGAUGCUGCUCAACAAAACAUGGGAGUCAGUGCAAUACAGCCUGCUGGUGUUUCCUAAAUCACAACAAAACCAAUAAUACAAGAAGAAGAAAUAUCGGAAUGAAAGGGCUUAAUCUCCUUAAUGCUAGAUGGGCUGUUUGUUAUUCAGCAGCAUGUGAUCUGAACAAUUUACUUUGAAAAUCUGCUGCAAGAUUACUGUAAAUAUGUAGGUGUUAUCAUGUGAUUAAACUGAGAUACUCUGAUAAGUGUCUUUUGGAUUGAUUUGAUAUGAAAAUCCAAUUUUUCACAGCAUAGUUGGGAUGGUCUUUUUGAAAAUCAAAUCUAAUUGCGAUGAAUUAUCACUUCUUCAAUCCCUCAACAACAGAACAAUCCCUAGCAGCUUGAUCCCUAAUCCCCAUUGCGUUGCCAGUUAUUCUUGCUGUUAAGAGCUGGUGUGCCUGGGCCUUUAUUCUUAAUUUUUGAAUACUGACCAGCGCUUGUCAAGGGGUGAGAUAAGUAAAUACACAGAGUAAAUCCAGUAAUUUCCUGUAUUAUUAAACAUUAAUUCAGGGUACAAUAAUUGACAGUAAUUCAGCAGUAUAGUACUGCAUUCUGAUUGCUAUAAUGUGUUUUUAAAAUGAUGUACAGUGUCAAUUUAAAUUAGAUUCCCCCCAAAAUCCAAAAUCUAACAUGUUAUAAAGUUUUGCAAUGCUUGUAAUCCCUCCAACUGUAAUGCAUUCCUCCGGCUGUAUCCAGUGUGUCCCUCUGCAGAGAGUCCUGCUUUAUUUGGCUCACAUGACUGUUCUGUUUCACAUGACGUGACUAUUUGCGUUUGAUGCCAUUGAUUAGACUCACAUGAAAGUUAUUGAUUUGGUGAGAGAACAUUGUACAGCGUUCUACUUUGACAUAACAGAGAUGUUGUCGUUGAUAUGGAAGUCGCUUCAGAAAUGGUGUGAUGAUGUAACCAUGUUUUGAUCAACAAGGCUUGAUAAAG
This is a messenger RNA of Acanthopagrus latus (yellowfin seabream), 6919 nucleotides long. RefSeq names its product probable G-protein coupled receptor 21. Gene Ontology annotation, biological process: G protein-coupled receptor signaling pathway. The coding region runs from base 1411 to 2463 and encodes 350 amino acids. Gene Ontology annotation, cellular component: membrane. The record is from RefSeq and is a predicted model, not a curated record. NCBI's taxonomy places the organism in Eukaryota, Metazoa, Chordata, Actinopteri, Spariformes, Sparidae. Gene Ontology annotation, molecular function: G protein-coupled receptor activity. The transcript has a single exon.